Messenger RNA from Conger conger (European conger), 4545 nucleotides. RefSeq names its product amyloid-beta A4 protein-like. The transcript is spliced from 17 exons. Bases 155 to 2347 code for a protein of 730 amino acids. NCBI's taxonomy places the organism in Eukaryota, Metazoa, Chordata, Actinopteri, Anguilliformes, Congridae. Gene Ontology annotation, molecular function: signaling receptor binding; signaling receptor activator activity; heparin binding. The record is from RefSeq and is a predicted model, not a curated record. Gene Ontology annotation, biological process: axonogenesis; central nervous system development. Gene Ontology annotation, cellular component: membrane raft; Golgi apparatus; cell surface.
UUUACACCACACCCAUGACAGGGUUCCAUAAAGAACUCAAGAAACUCAAAGCCAAAGAACCCUUACAGAACAGUUUUUCCUAGGAGUGUCCAUCACACCUUCCGCGGGACAGUACGAUGCUCGAUUUGAGUUUGAGGUGCCGACAGAUGGCUCGAUGGGCUUGCUGGCUGAGCCGCAGGUUGCCAUGUUCUGCGGGAAACUCAACAUGCACAUCAAUGUGCAGACGGGGAAGUGGGAGUCUGACCCCAGCGGCACCAAGAGCUGCAUCGGCACCAAGGAGGGGAUUCUACAGUACUGCCAGGAGGUCUACCCUGAGCUUCAGAUCACCAACGUCGUGGAGGCCAACCAGCCAAUCAGCAUCCAGAACUGGUGCAAGAAAGGCCACAAGCAGUGCCGCAGUCACCUGCACAUCGUGGUGCCAUACCGCUGUCUGGUAGGGGAGUUUGUGAGCGAUGCGUUGCUGGUUCCAGACAGAUGCAAGUUUCUGCACCAGGAGCGGAUGGACAUGUGUGAGAGCCACCUGCACUGGCACACGGUGGCCAAAGAGUCCUGUGGAGACCGCUCCAUGAAUCUCCAUGACUACGGCAUGCUGUUGCCAUGUGGGAUUGACCGUUUCCGGGGGGUGGAGUUUGUGUGCUGUCCAUCAGAGGCAGAGCACCAAUCAGAGGCCGAUGAGGACGACUCUGACGUGUGGUGGGGCGGAGCCGAGACAGACUACACCGACAACAGCAUGCCGCGGGAGGCGGGACCUGCGGGUCAGGAGGAGGCGGGGCCAGCCGUGAGGGAGGAUGAUGAGGAGGAGGAGGAGGAGGAGGAGGAGGAGGAGGAGAAGGACACAGACGGCGACGGAGAGGAAGAUGGUCUGGAGGACUUGGCCGAUGAGCGAGAGGCCGGGGAGCAGACCACCAGCGUCGCCAUGACAACCACCACCACCACCGAGUCUGUGGAGGAAGUGGUCAGAGAGGUGUGUUGGGAAGGGGCAGAUUCUGGACCCUGCUCUGGCACUAUUCCCCGAUGGCACUUUUCCCAUGAGGAGGGGCAGUGCACCCCCUUCCUGUUCGGGGGCUGUGGGGGAAACCGCAAUAACUUUGAGUCUGAGGAGUACUGCCUGUCUGUCUGCGGGAGAGCGUUCCCCACCACUGCCCCCAGGCCAGCUGACGCAGUCGACCGAUACCUGGACACACCUGCCGAUGAGAACGAGCACGCACACUUCCAACAGGCCAAAGAGACUCUGGAGGCCAAACACAGAGAGAGGAUGUCCCUGGUGAUGAGGGAGUGGGAGGAGGCAGAGAGGAAAGCUAAGAAUCUGCCGCGAGCUGAUAAGAAGGCCGUCAUUCAGAGGUUCCAGGAGAGGGUGGAGGGGCUGGAGCGGGAGACGGCCAGCGAGCGCACGCAGCUGCUGGAGACGCACAUGGAGCGCGUGGAGGCCCAGCUGGACGAGCGCCGCCGCCGCGCGCUGGAGACCUACCUCACUGCGCUACAGACCCACACUGUCACUGCGCUACAGACCGACCCCGCCAGGCCCCGUCAUGUCUUCACGCUGCUGAAGAAGUACGUCCGUGCGGAGCAGAGGGACCGGCAGCACACUCUGAAACACUUCGAGCACGUCCGCAUGGUGGACCCCAAAAAGGCCACUCAGAUCCGCCCCCAGGUCCUGACCCACCUGAGGGUGAUAGAGGAGAGGAUGAACCAGUCCCUGGGGCUGCUGUACAAGGUGCCCGGGGUCGCAGAGCAGAUACAGGACCAAGUGGAGGAGCUGAUGAGGAGGGAGCAGGUGGAGGUGUCAGCCCAGGUGUCCUCCCUGCAGAGUGAGGGGCGGGUCAGUUAUGGUAAUGACGCUCUGAUGCCCGACCAACCAGAGAGCACCGCCGCCCUGGACCUGCUUCUGCCCGAGGAGGGGCGGGGCUUCAUCCACCCCGAGAGCUUCGGCCAGGCCAACACCCAGAACCACGUUGAGCCUGUAGAUGUGCGUCCUGCCCCAGAUAGAGGACUUCCCACAAGACCAGGCUCGGGACUGAAGUUUGGGGAGGUUCCUGAGCUCAGGAUGGAGGCAGAGGAGAGACACAGUGCUGGAUAUGAGGUUCAUCAUCAGAAACUGGUGUUCUUUGCGGAGGACGUUGGUUCCAAUAAGGGCGCCAUCAUUGGGCUGAUGGUGGGCGGGGUCGUCAUAGCAACGGUCAUCGUCAUCACCCUGGUGAUGCUGAGGAAGAAGCAGUACACCACCAUUCAUCACGGAGUGAUAGAGGUGGACGCAGCGGUGACCCCUGAGGAAAGGCACCUGUGUAAGAUGCAGCAGAACGGCUAUGAGAACCCCACAUACAAGUUCUUCGAGCAGAUGCAUAACUGAGACCCUACUACGCCAAAUAACCCCACCCCUAUAAUAAUAACCCCGCCCCUAUCACAAAAGCCCUGCCCCUAUCACAAUAACCCCGCCCCUAUCCUAAUAAGCACCCCUGACUUCACCCCAUUCCCCAAAACCCUAAACAGGACAGUGUGGGCGGGGCUGUAACUACAGGCCCCAGCAUCUUUCUCUGUCACCAUGGGAACGAGCAGGGCCUAUAUUUGACUGUAGGUGUGUUGCUGUGCCUCAGUGUGACUGAGUGGCCUGUCUCUUUUUUGGUGUUUUUGGGGAAGUUCAGGCAUUUGGUCGGGUUCUGGUCCAGCCCGGUAAGGUCUCUUCCUGUCUGCCCCCCCUCCCCCCCUCCCCCCCCACAGCACAGGGGGGUGAGAGGUCAGUGUCAGUACCCCCCUCCUCUGUGCUCAUCGAGGACAGCUGUGCUGUCUGAUCACAGAAGCUUCUUAAUGGGAAAUAAUAAUGAUGAUAAUAUAAAGCAUAGUGAUGAUGAUGAUGUAAUUCUUCACUUAUUUUUCUUUUUUGCCGUUUUGAGUUUUGUUUUCCAAAAAAAAAAAAAUGACAUGCAGAAGGUAAAGUGGGAAUAUUUUAUUUUUCUGUUUCUGUUUUUUUGUGAUGUAUAUUGAAUUAGUGGCAGAGAGUAGCUGUACCUGUUUUAGUGCAUGACAAUGACUACAAAAGAAGAAAAAAAAAAGGGAUUUUGGUUCUGCUGCUUGGACAGGUGUUUUCUCACGUAGAGAUCGUGUUAUUUAGCAGGAUUGUACAUUUCGUAUAUUGUGGUCACGUAAUUUAAAAAAGAAAAACAACCAAUGUGGUCUGUGGUCUAUUGUUACCAUGGAGACAUGCUUUAAAAGAAAUUGAUGUGUUUGUUCAUUUUUUCAACCAUGCCAUGCCCCCCUGUGGCCAGAGAAGACAUUGCAGGGGAUUGGAUAGCUGUAGAACUGUAAUAUUAUUUAAAUAUUGUAAUGUUUUCUAUUGUUUGGUUUACUAUGCAUUUCACUCUCAGUAUAUGUUGUUAUGUUCAACAGUAUGUUAAUUUCCCUUUUUUACCGUGUUCCUUCGCCGCGUUGGGGGGGUAUGUGGAGGUUUGGGGGGGUAUGUGGAGGUUUUGUGAAUUUAACUUUUAAUAUUUUGCUGCUUCUCAUCUCAGCAGAUCUCAUGUGUGAGGGGAAAGGGGUUCUGUGAUAUUCAGGGAUAACAGGGGGACUCACAUCACGUCUGUAUAUACCACUCUCCUUCCUCUCUUCCUCGCUCUCUCCCUCCUCUUCCUCUCUCCCUCCUCUCUUCCUCUCUCCCUCCUCUUCUUCCUCUCUCCCUCCUCUCCCUCUCUUCCUCUCUCCCUCACUCUUCCUCUCUUCCUCCUCUCCCUCUCUUCCUCUCUCCCUCCUCUCUUCCUCCCUCCUCUCCCUCUCUUCCUCUCUCCUCCUCUCUUCUCUUCCUCUCUCCCUCCUCUCUUCCUCUCCCUCCUCUUCUUCCUCUCUCCCUCCUCUCCCUCACUCUUCCUCUCUUCCUCUCUCCCUCACUCUUCCUCUCUUCCUCUCUCCCUCACUCUUCCUCUCUUCCUCCCUCCCUCCCUCCUCUCCCUCUCUUCCUCUCUCCCUCACUCUUCCUCUCUUCCUCUCCCUCCUCUCUUCCUCUCUCCCUCCCUCCUCUUCCUCUCUUCCUCUCCCUCCUCUCUCCCUGCUCUCCCUCACUCUCCCUCCUCUCUCCCUGCUGCCCUGCCUGUCUCGCUGUUCCUCACCCAUUCACACCUGUCCUAGAUGUGUGUGGGGUAAAUAUAUCUGCCCCUGAGUGGGGUAUACUCACCUACCCUAGAUGUGUGUGGGGUAAAUAUAUCUGCCCCCGAUUAGUGUAAAUACAUCUGCCCCAAGAUGUGUGUGGGGUAAAUGUAUCUGCCCCCAAGUGAGGUAUACUCACCUGCCUGAAGAUUUGUGUGGGGUAAAUAUAUCUGCCCCCGAUUGGGGUAAAUACACCUGCCCCAGAUGUGUGAGGGGUAGAUUAUUUUGGUCCCUUCCAUUCUGUCCAGUUGCACAAUUUCUUGAGGGUCUGAUUCUGAUCCCAAAUCAUUCAGUCUACACGCAACAUUCACAUGACUGGUAACCUUCAUAUGACUGGUAACCUUCAUGACUGGUAACCUUCAUGACUGGUAACCUUCAUAUGACUGUAAAUCACAAUGUAACACUGUAACACUA